Molecule: messenger RNA, 1014 nt
Organism: Periconia digitata
Lineage: Eukaryota; Fungi; Ascomycota; Dothideomycetes; Pleosporales; Periconiaceae
Source: the annotation of a GenBank genome assembly
CACCCAAGGACAAAUACCACCGAAAUGACCACCCCACGAUCUCUUCUCCACCUCCACUUCCAAAACCCCGUCCCAUACCUCACAGCUGCCUCACUCCAAGAAUCCCUCGUAACACGCUUCCUACGCUCGAAACCGCCUUCUACUCUCACUGCUCCACCUCCACACAUCCUCACUGCUGAAUUCAACCCUGUCUAUACCUGUGGUCGGCGAGAGAUCGGCACCGUCUCCGCAAAACAGCAAGAAUUUCUUAAAGCCAGCGGCCGCGCCGACUUCGUAGAAGCUCUCCGAGGCGGGCAAACCACAUUUCACGGCCCAGGGCAGCUCGUCGCAUACCCGAUAAUCGACCUGAAGGCGCACCGAUUAACACCACGGGAUUAUGUGUGUGUACUGGAGAAAUCGCUAAUUGCGACGUGUGCGCGGUAUGGAAUCAAGGCGAUGACCACGGAGCAUACGGGGGUUUGGACAACGCCGGACGAUAAGAUUGCAGCAGUUGGGGUGCAUAUGAGGCGGAAUAUCACGAGUCAUGGUGUUGGAUUGAAUGUAGGGACGGAUCUCUGGUGGUUUGAUAGGAUUGUGGCAUGUGGACUGGAGGGGAAGAGAACUACGAGCUUCGAGAGAGAAGGAGUAGUGGGCAAUGGGGUGAGGGAGGUUGGGGAGGUAUUUGUGGAGGAGGUAGCGAAGAGAUUGGGGGUUGAGGAAGUGACACGGAGGGAUGCGAGCGAGUAUAUGUCAGAAGGAAAAGUUGAAGGGAUGGUAUAGCUGGGUGCUAGCCAUAAGCUUACACUGAGUUGGCACACUCAGUAGUGGACCUACUUCACCAUCUCUUGGCUCUGCGCAACUGCAUGCCGUCCUUGAAACCUCACGGGGGCUUGCAAUGUGGACUAAUCGUGUUCAGCUUCGACCUACUGAUGCCAGAGACGGGGUAACCAAGUGCACAAAUACGUUUUGCUUACGACAAACACGUACAAACAACACGCAGUUUUUAGAAGCAUGGAAGUGGAGGCUUUCGAGACU